This is a messenger RNA of Clupea harengus (Atlantic herring), 1618 nucleotides long. It is a transcript of the gene gsdmeb, whose product is annotated as gasdermin Eb. Gene Ontology annotation, cellular component: cytoplasm. Lineage: Eukaryota; Metazoa; Chordata; Actinopteri; Clupeiformes; Clupeidae. Gene Ontology annotation, biological process: programmed cell death. The record is from RefSeq and is a predicted model, not a curated record.
GUGAGUAGCUCACGAGAACGUCUCCUCGAAAUUAGAACAACAGUGUGUCCCAGACGCGUGCACAGUGUGUGCGGAAGCGAAGAAAGGAAAACCGGCCAAAAGUUCAACGCACAGCUGGGCAGAGACAUGUUCGCCAAGGCCACCACCAACCUGGUGUCGGAGAUCGACCCGGACGGCUCGCUCAUCCCCGUGCGCCGCCUCAACGACUCGGACAAGCUCAGUCCCCUCGCUCUGGUCAUCAAGCGGAACCGCUUCUGGUUCUGGCAGCGACCCAAGUACCUCCCGACGGGGUUCACUCUCAACGAUUUACUCACUGGAAACCAGACCAUCGAACCAGUGGUGAAGGUGACGGACUUCCUCAAGUACUCGGGGACCUUCGGGGAUAAGAUGGGCACCCUGGUUGAGACGGGUGUGGGCGUGGCCAACGUCUCGCUGGAGGGGAGGAGCUCCGCCAAACUGCAGUCCAGCUUCGGAAGCCUCCGGAAGGAGGAGCUGGACGUCCGCAAGCUGCUCCAAGACUCCAAACACAAGGUGCUGGACCUGGAGCAUGAUCUGAUGGAGCAGGUCCGUGAGCAGCGCCGGCGUGUGUUUGGGCUGGUGAGGGAGCGGGUCUCCACCGUGCAGGAGUGUGUCGUGUGUGAGGAGGUGGAGGACAGCGGGACCUGCAGUGGCCUCUUCGGAGUACUCACACCUGCCAAGAUCAAGGUGUCGGUGAAGCAGAGUGGGAAUCUGGAGUAUGACAGUAACGUCUCUCUGACCAUCCCAGCCAACACCACCCUCUUAUACAGCCUGAUAGAGCUAGAGGUUAAAGCUAAUGGACAAUACGAGCUGUGUUUGCUGCAGGACUUCCGGGGGGGGUUCGAGUCCGACUCUGACUCCGUGGACACGGUUGAGAAGGGGGAGCUGAUCACCGUCUCCAUGGGGACCGGAUUGCAUUCACAUAAAGGACCCCUGCUCACAGAUCUAGAGGGAGUGUGCAGACAGCUGUCUCCUUUGGCCUGUGAGCCGGCGGGCACUAGGACCGCUCUGCUGCAGCGGCUGUCUGAGCUGAUGGAGGAGCGGGUGGCACUAGAUCAUCUGGAGCAGGCGCUGGAGGAUCUGUGUAGUGGUGUGACCCCUGACCUCGGGUCCUUGGAUCAGGACCUGAAAGCCCAGGUGAUGUCAUUCCUCGAGCUGCUGCCCCAGGCUGAGGGGGGGCAGACGGACACCUCACACACCCCCCUCCUCACGGCCGCCCACCUGCUGGUCAGCGCUCUGGAUGAAAUGUCCGAUGAGGCGCUCUCUGCUCUCUCCUGCUGUUCCCCUCCAGUGCUGCAGGCUUUACAGCAGCUGGUGUUGAGGUUGGCGUCUGAGGGGGCGUGUUCUCCAAUAGACCCCGCCCUGGCUCAGGAGGAGGUGUUCCAGCGUGUGAAGCGUCUAUUCGCUGCUUCAGCUGUCAAUCUGCUCAGAGAGGAGGGAACUCUCAAAGCAGGAGGCGGAGUCUUGACAGGGCACCUCCCACUGGUUAUGGGCAUUGCUGUUACAGGAUUGGCUGCUUUGGGAGGAAGCAGGUGAGGAGGAGAGAUAAGGAGAGGAGGAGGAAGAGGAGAGGAGGAGAGAUAAGGAGAGGAGGAGGAGA